AGUUUAAAGAAUAUACUCUUUUUCCGCUCGGUAUCUUUUCCAGCUGUUAUCUUCAGUUCCUAAUAGAUCGUUGUGCGACGCAGAUGUUUACGCUGUCACGUCCGUUAUACAUAUUUCGCGUGUGAAUUGCAGCGAAUGCUAUAAAUAAAUCCACCGUUACCUACCGAAAGGAACGUAUAAUGGAGGCAAUAGAAGAUCCACCCCUGAGGCACCUUUUCGAUGGAAAUCACAUAUUUAAUGUUUACAAUGAAACUGUCAUUAACCUAUCGGUUGGUGCACCUGGUCCUGAUCUACUUCAAGAUUUGCCGGAUAUGAUACGAAUAGCAACGAACCAUAAACUGGAAGAAGAACGAAAAGAGGGAAUGUACUAUCUGUUUCAAUAUGGACCCAGUGCAGGUUUAUGGGAAUACCGCGAUGAAUUGGCAAAGUUUUUAACCAGACGUUACGGCGAUCCGGUGAAAAGAGAAAACUUGAUUUUAUCCUGCGGCGCCACGCACGGCCUUCAACUUUUGCUGAACACCGUUCUCUCGCCGAAUGGAGUGAUCUUCGUAGAAGAAGCCACUUAUAUGAUUGCUUUAGAUGUGUUCAAGCAAUUCCCAAUGGUUAAAAUAGUAACAGUGCCGAUGAAGAACGACAUAGUUGAUUUGGAUGCAUUUGAGAGGAUAGUCGCCGAGGAGAAGAGCAAGGGUGAAUUUCUUCUCACUGACGAAAAAAUAUUUUGGGCUAUGUUUUAUACGAUUCCUAUUUUCCACAACCCUACCGGAAGCACAAUGCCUCCAGAGAGCUGCAAGAAAUUGGUCGAAAUAGCGCGAAAUUAUUCUAUGCUGGUUACCUGCGACGACGUUUAUAAUUUACUUUAUUAUGGAGAUGGUAAUCCGCCUCGUCGAUUAUAUUAUUACGAUGAUCCAGAGGAUGCUGAAUACAAAGGUGGUAAUAUAAUAUCGAAUGGAUCAUUUUCGAAGAUUCUUUCGCCGGCGAUUCGCUGCGGUUGGAUGGAAUGUCCUCCACGAGUAACGAAAAUUCUCAGAUCGUCAGGGAUCUUACACAGCGGUGGUGCUGUUAAUAAUUACGUUUCUGGCGUUAUUGCGAGUUUACUGCAUCUAGGGACUGAGGAUGAGUAUCUCGACAAACUAAUUAAAAUUUACAGGGAACGAUUAACAACAUUAUGCGAUGUGUUAAAUCGCUAUUUACCAUCAUGCUGCUCAUUCCAAAGACCGGAAGGUGGUUACUUUGUAUGGCUUCAUCUUCCAUUAGGAGUGAAUGGUGCUGAUUUUAUCAAGUGGUGUCAAGAGAAAUAUGGAGUAUCAGCUAUUCCUGGGGUAAGAUUUUCGUACACGGGAAAAUGUCACAACCAUGUAAGACUGAGUAUAGGAUUUCACAAAAAAGAGAUUUUACAAACUGCUUCCCAGACACUUUGCACUGCUCUACUGCAUUAUAUUAGAAACAAUAGUUAAUGUAUAUUCUAUUAAUUGCAUAUAAGUUUAUGGUAACUAUUACUUUCAUCAUUAUAUCUAUUUUUAAACACUUAAAUACGUUUUAUUGUAAAUGGUUAAAAAUUGAAAAAAUUACUGUAGAAGAAAAGAUAAAGUAAACAAGAACAAGUAUGUGAAGAGAAUAAAAGUCUAUUUCUGUUCUAAAGCAGAUAAGCAUAAUAAUAAAUUAAGAAUAAAAAAGAUGUCUCAAAUACGAAAAGUAUUGUGAAAAUAUAAGUAUUUUAUAUAUUUUGUGUAUAUGUACAGUUGAAUAUUAUCUCACUUUAAAGUUUCAUUGCUGUUUAAAUAUAAUAACUACGAUGAAUCACCUAA
Megalopta genalis is the source of this 1805-nucleotide messenger RNA. Its product is annotated as 2-aminoadipate transaminase. NCBI's taxonomy places the organism in Eukaryota, Metazoa, Arthropoda, Insecta, Hymenoptera, Halictidae. Gene Ontology annotation, molecular function: L-2-aminoadipate:2-oxoglutarate transaminase activity; pyridoxal phosphate binding. Gene Ontology annotation, biological process: biosynthetic process. The record is from RefSeq and is a predicted model, not a curated record.